CCGGGCCCCCGUACUUCGGGGCUACGGGAGCACGCAGAGGCCACAACGCCCGGCAAGCGCUUCCGCUUUCUGAUCUUUGCUCGUGGUGAGGCGAAACCACGAGAAGCGAUGGAACUAGAUCGCGGUAGACAGCAGCUACGGGUAGAGUGCGGGAAAUAAAAAGGAUAGCGUUGGGAGGUGGUGGGACCUAGCGAGGGGGCGGGGGCUGCAGGCGUGGAGCACGGGCGGGUUCGCGCGGAACGGAACUUCGGGAGAUACCAUCUUCGGAGGGGAGUCGAGGGCGAUACCACCUUGGGGGGGGUUGGCAAAGCAGAUUUGGGAGGUACCACUUGGCCGGUACCAGGGCUGUGGGAACCCAGAGGGUCUGGAGCGCCGCCCACCGCCCCACUUCCUUUCCUUAGUCCUUUCCGGCCAUGAGCGGCCUAGUACGGACCGAGCCGCUGCGCGGGGAGGCUCCUCUGCUGCUGCCGGGCGACCCCUACUCGGUGGUGGUUCUGCUGCAGGGCUACGCGGAGCCUGAGGGGAUCGGCGACGCUGUGCGUGCCGACGGCUCCGUGACGCUUGUCCUGCCCCGAGCCUGGGUCCGGACCCCCAGCUCGCGAGAACCGCCUCCCUGGGGUGGAGAGGGGAAGACCGCCCUGGAGGAGGCGGCCCGUGGCCCCAUCCUCGUGGACACCGGGGGCCCCUGGGCCCGGGAAGCACUCCUGGGGGCCCUGGCGGCGCAGGGCCUGGCCCCGGGAGACGUGACUCUGGUGGUGGGGACCCACGGACACUCGGAUCAUAUCGGCAACCUGGGGCUGUUCCCUGCGGCGGCUCUGUUGGUGUCGCACGAUUUCUGUCUUCCCGGAGGGCUCUACCUUCCUCUUGGUUUAGGAGAGGAGCAGCCGCUGAAGCUGGGGCCGGGCCUGGAGGUGUGGGCCACACCAGGCCACGGGGGCCAGCGGGAUGUGAGCGUGGUGGUGCCCGGCACAGCUCUGGGCACCGUGGUGGUGGUGGGCGAUGUCUUUGAAAGUGAUGGGGACGAGGACUCGUGGCAGGCACUGAGUGAAGACCCAGUGGCCCAAGAGAGAAGCCGAAAGAAGAUCCUAGGCACUGCUGAUGUGGUGGUGCCCGGACAUGGAGCUCCCUUUAGGCUGGUUCGGGAAGCGUCGCAGCCUGAGUCUCUGGGAAACAGACAGUUGGAUUCUGUAGUGGGUGAAAAGGAGCCCACGGUGCACCCAUAAGCCCUGGGAAGAGCUGGACUGUUGCCAAGGAUGAUCCUCUGCAAAGAUCUUUGCCUUCCAGAACUCUUCUCCAGCAUGAGAGGACUCGAAAGUGGUCACUUACAGCAUUUUCAAAGAGCCCAGAUUUCAGAGAGGACAGUCCUCUUUCAGUAGACACCAGUAUCACUGUUUCGGCCAAACUCUGACCAACCCCUUGGCCAGCUGUGUGCUGCUUCUACAGUUCAAAACUUCUUCAUUCGAAGCUUCUUCAUUCGAAACAGGGAGGGUCUCCAAAAUAAAACUAGAAAGCUACUAAAAUCUUACUGCCCUGAUGUGAAUGUUAAACAUUAUUAGUGAUCAUGCUAAUGAUCACUCCAAGGUGACCAUUGCCUGUUUCUCAGAGUGCAGGUCGCCAAGCGAAGGUGCAGGACAUAGAAACAGCACCUUAGCUGACAUUCACUCAUUCAAUGAAUAAUUAACACCUGCAAUAUCUCAGCACUGCUCUAGGUCACAGAAAUUCAAGACUGAGCAAGCUAGACAAACUUCAGCUCUCAGAUUACAUCCUACUAAGGAGAUAGACAAAGGGAAUUGGAACAGAUGGUGUUUCUCUCUGGUCCUUAAUGGCCUUCAGCUCCUGCUGGCUUCUGAGUCCUGUGUGUCUGGCCAGGGUUGCCAGAAGCCAUGAUCCUUGUGUGCUGCAUACUCCAGGGAGGUCAUUCAGUCUCACUCCUUAGGCCUUUAAGGUGGAGUAUAGGGUCACCUCCUGAGGGCUCCAGUUGGGAGGUGUUGCUGGUGAGGUUGAACCAGACAGG
Molecule: messenger RNA, 2014 nt
Organism: Condylura cristata (star-nosed mole)
Lineage: Eukaryota; Metazoa; Chordata; Mammalia; Eulipotyphla; Talpidae
Gene: MBLAC1
Product: metallo-beta-lactamase domain containing 1
Exons: 1
Coding region: 414-1223 (269 amino acids)
Source: RefSeq, a predicted model, not a curated record